AUGGAAGACGUCAUCGCCCGCAUGCAAGAUGAAAAAAAUGGAAUUCCUAUUCGUACAGUCAAAAGCUUUCUUUCCAAGAUACCUAGUGUCUUCUCUGGGUCAGACAUUGUUCAAUGGUUAAUAAAGAACUUAACUAUAGAAGAUCCAGUGGAGGCGCUCCAUUUGGGAACGUUAAUGGCUGCCCAUGGCUACUUCUUUCCGAUCUCAGAUCACGUGCUCACACUCAAGGAUGAUGGCACUUUUUACCGGUUUCAAACACCCUAUUUUUGGCCAUCAAAUUGUUGGGAGCCGGAAAACACAGACUACGCGGUUUACCUCUGCAAGAGGACAAUGCAGAACAAGGCGAGGCUCGAGCUAGCAGACUACGAAGCUGAGAGCCUGGCCAGGCUGCAGAGGGCGUUUGCCCGGAAAUGGGAGUUCAUUUUCAUGCAAGCAGAAGCACAAGCAAAAGUGGACAGGAAGAGAGACAAGAUCGAGAGGAAGAUCCUCGACAGCCAGGAGAGAGCGUUCUGGGACGUGCACAGACCUGUGCCUGGAUGUGUAAAUACCACCGAAGUGGACAUUAAGAAGUCAUCCAGAAUGAGAAACCCACACAAAACACGGAAGUCUGUCUAUGGUUUACAAAAUGAUAUUAGAAGUCACAGUCCUACCCACACACCCACACCAGAAACUAAACCUCCAACAGAAGAUGAGUUACAACAACAGAUAAAAUAUUGGCAAAUACAGUUAGAUAGACAUCGGUUAAAAAUGUCAAAAGUUGCUGAUAGUCUGCUAAGUUACACGGAACAGUAUUUAGAAUAUGACCCAUUUCUUGUGCCACCUGACCCUUCUAACCCAUGGCUGUCUGACGAUACUACCUUCUGGGAACUGGAAGCAAGCAAAGAACCAAGCCAGCAGAGGGUAAAACGAUGGGGUUUUGGCAUGGAUGAAGCAUUGAAAGACCCAGUUGGGAGAGAACAGUUCCUUAAAUUUCUAGAGUCAGAAUUCAGCUCAGAAAACUUAAGAUUCUGGCUGGCAGUGGAGGACCUGAAGAAAAGGCCCAUCAGAGAAGUCCCCUCCCGAGUUCAGGAAAUAUGGCAAGAAUUUCUGGCUCCAGGUGCCCCCAGUGCCAUUAACUUGGAUUCUAAGAGCUAUGACAAAACGACACAGAAUGUGAAGGAGCCCGGACGAUACACAUUUGAAGAUGCUCAGGAGCACAUUUACAAAUUGAUGAAAAGUGACUCAUACCCACGUUUUAUAAGAUCCAGUGCCUACCAGGAGCUUCUACAGGCAAAGAAAAAGGGCAGAAACAUCCCUAUUUUCCCAUGCCAUAAAAACUGUACACCAACACUGAGGGCCAGCACUAACCUGUUAUGAAAAGAGGGGAAAUCUCUCACGUCAAAGAGGUUAACGAGCCUCGUCCAGUCUUACUAAAAGGAUCACCUUGUAGCACGGAAGCAGACUGGAGUCGUUGCAUAUACUUUGUAGCUCUUUGUUGUCACCUGGAGCAGAGGCCACUAGACCAAGAUGUUGCAUGAGCAAAGGACCUGAAUUGUUCUUUCUUUGUGUGCAUUAAGGGAUUGUCAUCUCCAAGGAACUCUACCAUCUCAAUGCCUCCAUUUCAAUAUGAUGUCUGCUUACUUCCUCCUUGUACUAAGCUGGAUCAAUGUCUUUUCCUUUUUAACAAGUUCAAGUGAAGUAAACCAUUUUUUCCCCCUUUCUCUCUCCUUCUCUUAAAGCUUCUGCUAGACACGCAGUUCACUGAAAACUCAGUCAGUCACAAACUGGAAGAAGUGUAAAAGAAAAAAAGCAUAUAUCAAUAAGUAUACAUAUGGCUUCACAUUUAUUAAAUGAUAAAUUAGCACAGAAAGUUUCAUUUCACCGAUGUAUUCACAGUCAGAAACAAUCUCAUGUCUUUGUUGUCUGUACACUCUCAGUUAAUGUUUCUUGCAUUUAUUUUUAUACCAUAUUUAAACGAGAAACACCUUUUACUCCAAAUGUAUUAAAGUUGAUCCCUUCUCUGUAAAUUUGUGUAUGUUUAUAUUGUUGUUUUAUCU
Ceratotherium simum simum (southern white rhinoceros) is the source of this 2036-nucleotide messenger RNA. The record is from RefSeq and is a predicted model, not a curated record. Lineage: Eukaryota; Metazoa; Chordata; Mammalia; Perissodactyla; Rhinocerotidae.